Arachis stenosperma is the source of this 2904-nucleotide messenger RNA. RefSeq lists its product as uncharacterized. The transcript is spliced from 5 exons. The record is from RefSeq and is a predicted model, not a curated record. The coding region runs from base 1 to 2904 and encodes 967 amino acids. NCBI's taxonomy places the organism in Eukaryota, Viridiplantae, Streptophyta, Magnoliopsida, Fabales, Fabaceae.
AUGGAUAUGUCAAAAGACUGGAUGGAUACACCACAUCAUGAGAAAGAAUAUCAAGUUGGUGUAGAAAGAUUUUUACACUUUGCUUUCUCAUCAAAGGGAGUUCCUCAAGGGGAAGAAAUUCAAUGCCCUUGUGCAAAGUGUUGUAAUAUAUUUUGGUUAAAGAGAGAUGACGUAUAUGAUCAUCUAAUAUACCACGGUUUUGUAAAAGGUUAUAGGCGGUGGUUUAAUCAUGGGGAAUCACUUUUUGCUAUGGAUAUUGACAGUGACAUAGGCGGUGAAUAUAACUGCAAUGAUAACAUUGAUGAGUUGUUACGUGAUAGAUUUCGAGAUAAUACACAAGUUGACGGACAAAACAUGGGGCCUAACGAAUGUGCAAAGGAAUUUUAUAAAUUGGUAGACGAGGCAAGCCAAGAACUAUACCCCGGGUGUAAAGGAUUCACAAGAUUAUCCUUUACCAUUCGUCUUUACUUGUUAAAAUGCUUGCAUGGUUUGAGUAAUGCGUCAUUUACUUCUCUCUUGAAAUUAUUGAAAAAAGCAAUGCCAUAUUUGAAUAUUCCUAUUUCUUUUGAUAAAACCAAGAAUAUGGUGAAGAACUUGGGUCUUGACUACCAAAAUAUCGAUGCAUGUCGCAAUGACUGCAUGUUGUAUCGGAACGGGUAUGAAAAUGACUCAUCUUGUCAUGUCUGUGGAACAUCCCGUUAUAUUGAGCAUCAUGAAGAAGAGGAUGAUGUUACCUUGUCUAGAAAGCCUCACAAAGUUGCUGAGCCUCGUAAUGUGAGACUUGGAUUAGCAAGCUACGGAUUCAAUCCAUUCCAAACUUUGAGCAGUACACAUAGUACAUGGCCUGUUGUUCUGAUGGUGUAUAAUCUACCCCCUUGGAUGAGCAUGAAGCCUGAUUAUUUUAUGCUAUCUUUACUCAUUUCUGGACCACAAUCACCGAGAAAUGACAUUGAUAUCUAUCUUCAACCGUUGAUUAAAGAAUUAAAAGAAUUAUGGGAGUCAGGUGUCGAAACAUAUGAUUCGAAAGAAAACAAAACAUUCAACAUGAGAGCAUGCCUUUUGUGGACAAUUAAUGACUUCCCUGCGUAUGCUAUGUUAUCUGGGUGGAGUACAAAGGGAAAAUUGGCUUGUCCAUGUUGUAAUGAUGAGACUUCUUCUAUCUAUCUGAAAAAUAGUCACAAGACUGUUUAUAUGGAUCACCGAAGGUUUUUACCCAUGAAUCAUCCAUGGAGGCAUAACAAAAGAUCUUUCAAUGGAAAAACUGAACUCAUGUCUCCACCGCAGUUAUUAGAAGGUUCAGCUGUAUUUGAUAUAUUGCGAGAGAAGAAUAUAGUUGAUAGCAUAAUUGGAACUCUUUUAGAUAUUCCCGAAAAGACAAAAGAUCAUGCAGCUGCUCGUUUUGACCUUAAAGACAUGGACGGUAGCGCUUCCAAUAUUGCUCGAUGUGUGCAUGAAACAGAAAAGAAGAUUUCCGGUUAUAAGACCCAUGAUGCUCAUUUCAUGUUGCAUUACUUGUUGCAAGUACCAAUCAAGAGCAUACUUCCUGACCAUGUUGCCAUCGCUCUAGUUCGAUUAUGUUCAUUUUUUCGCCGAAUAUGUCAGAAGGUAAUUAGCCUGGAUGAGGUAGUUAACUUAGAAGCAGAGAUUGCUGAGACAUUAUGCCAAUUGGAGAGGAUUUUUCCUCCUAGCUUUUUUGACAUAAUGGUGCACUUGCCUAUUCAUUUGGCAAAUAAGGUGAGGUUAGGUGGUCCAGUUCAAUAUCGUUGGAUGUACCCUGUUGAACGGUAUAUGUGCACACUAAAAUCGUAUGUUCGUAAUAGAAGUCGUCCAGAAGGAUCUAUUGCCGAAGGAUAUUUGGCGAAUGAGUGUAUAAAUUUUUGCUCAAGAUAUUUGCAUGAAGAUGUUCAUACAAGAUUUAAUAGAAUCCCUCGGAACAAUGAUGAGUGUGUUUCAGAUGAGGUGCAAACUCCUAGUUUGUUUCCAUGCAAAGGAUGUCCUCUUGGUGGAAGAAUGGGAAAUUUGUUUAUUUUAGAUGAAAAAUCAGAAAUACAAGGUCAUGCAUACAUCCUAAACAAUUGUGAUAAGAUCGAAGUCUACAUGAGAGAACAUGAGGAGGCAGUUAAUGAUAACAAUCUACAAAGAACAAAGUGGGAGAAAACUAAGGACCGCAGUCAACAAUUUUCAGAAUGGUUUAAAAUUCGUGCCAUGAAAAAGGAUGUGCCUAGUUGGGCAAAAGGGUUGGCUAGGGGUCCAAAUCGAGUUGCAAAAAGAUUUUCAGGUUAUAUUAUCAAUGGGUAUAGAUUCCAUACAAGGCACCGUGAUGCGAGACGUAAAACUCAAAAUAGUGGUGUCACAUUAGAGGCAUUGACGCCUAGUUUUGCUAGUGUGAAAGAUAAGAACCCAAUUGAAGCAAAAGUAUCCUACUAUGGUAGAAUAGUUGAUACGUUUGAGUUAGAUUAUUAUGGCCAAUUUAAGGUAGUCUUGUUUAAGUGUGAGUGGUAUACAGUUGCAAAAGACAACUUUGGUCUUUCAUAUGUGUAUUUCAAUAAAAAAUGUUACCAAGAAGAACCAUUUGUGCUGGCAUCUCAAGUAAACCAAUGCUUUUAUGUGCAAGACCCAUAUGUCAAUGACAAGCACUAUGUUAUGAAAACAAUUCCAAGAGAUUUAUUUAGGGUAAGUGAUGACCUUGAGUCUGAUUCCCCCAUAAUAUAUGCAAGGGAGCCAUGCGAACCUGAAGUAAUUCCAAGUCUUCCAAAUGAUAAUGGCAAAAUUGAUCUAGUUAGGAAUGAUCUACGAGCAACUAUUAUAGAUAUGGAUCUAAACAUGUUUGCCAAACAAUAUUGCGAGGAAGACGAGGAAAUCGAAUAUGAGUACAUAGAGGACUUUGACUCUAAAACAUCUUGA